This is a messenger RNA of Rhodamnia argentea, 793 nucleotides long. Its product is annotated as 40S ribosomal protein S13. Lineage: Eukaryota; Viridiplantae; Streptophyta; Magnoliopsida; Myrtales; Myrtaceae. The transcript is spliced from 5 exons. The record is from RefSeq and is a predicted model, not a curated record. Gene Ontology annotation, molecular function: structural constituent of ribosome; small ribosomal subunit rRNA binding. Bases 96 to 551 code for a protein of 151 amino acids. Gene Ontology annotation, cellular component: ribosome; nucleolus; cytosolic small ribosomal subunit. Gene Ontology annotation, biological process: translation.
ACCCUAGAUCCCUGCUUUCAUCCCCUCCCCUCCCCUCUCGCCGCGAAGCGGAAGAAGAAGAAGAACCGCCGAAGCCGCCCUCCACAACCGUCACCAUGGGUCGCAUGCACAGUCGCGGUAAGGGUAUCUCAGCCUCGGCGCUUCCAUACAAGAGGACUCCUCCGAGCUGGCUCAAGAUCUCGUCACAGGACGUUGAGGAGAACAUCUGCAAGUUCGCGAAGAAAGGGUUGACGCCGUCGCAGAUUGGUGUUAUUCUUCGUGACUCGCACGGGAUUGCCCAGGUGAAGAGCGUCACUGGAAGCAAGAUUUUGCGUAUCCUCAAGGCUCAUGGUCUUGCGCCCGAAAUUCCCGAGGAUCUGUACCACCUCAUCAAGAAGGCAGUGUCCAUCAGGAAGCAUUUGGAGAGGAACAGGAAGGACAAAGAUUCCAAGUUCAGGCUAAUUCUCGUUGAGAGCAGGAUCCACAGGCUUGCACGUUACUACAAGAAGACCAAGAAGCUUCCUCCUGUCUGGAAAUACGAGUCUACAACUGCUAGCACCCUUGUGGCUUAAGCUGCAUUUUGGGACGAUGAACCAGUUUUGAUGUAGCUUUUGAUUGCUGGUCAUUGAUGCACUCUCUCUCACUCUUGCUCUUGAGAAUUUCAUGUAGUUUGGAUGGAAGUAUAAUUUUUAUUGUACUGUGGGCGAAGAUAGAGAGAUUGGUUUUGAUAUGUUUUGACUAUACUUCUCAUUUAUUGGUUUUCAAGUUGACCUAUGUAGUGUCAUAACGGUGGUAAUGGCUCAAUUUGGAUAUA